Eruca vesicaria subsp. sativa (arugula) is the source of this 1835-nucleotide messenger RNA. NCBI's taxonomy places the organism in Eukaryota, Viridiplantae, Streptophyta, Magnoliopsida, Brassicales, Brassicaceae. The record is from the annotation of a GenBank genome assembly.
GUCAUUGGCAAAAAAAGAAAAAGAAAUUGUAUAUCAAAACCCUUCUCGACAAGUGUGAUUCAUGGAGUCUGGAUCAUCCAAACUCUUCUCCUUGGCGCAGCAGCUUCGUGUAUACAAGCCGCCGCUCAACGAGGCGGAAGAGAGCACAGGGAAACUGAGAUCUCACUCUAUGUCUCCGGAGAAGAAAGCAGCUGUCUUGAUCUGUCUCUUCGAAGGAGAGGAAGGUGAUUUGCGUGUUAUCCUCACUAAGAGGUCUUCCGGAUUGUCUACUCACUCAGGAGAAGUUUCUUUGCCAGGUGGUAAAGCAGAGGAGGCUGAUAAGGAUGAUGGUGUUACUGCCACCAGAGAGGCAGAUGAAGAGAUUGGGUUACACCCUUCUCUUGUUGAUGUUGUUGCUUUCCUCCAACCAUUUCUUUCUCAGCAUCUGCUUAGAGUAACUCCUGUAGUGGGAAUAUUAUGGGACAGAAAAGCAUUCAAUCCAACGCCAAAUCCUUCUGAAGUGGAAGCUGUAUUUGAUGCGCCGCUUGAGAUGUUUUUGAAGGAUGAGAACCGGAGAUCCGAGGAGAUUGAGUGGAUGGGGAAAAGGCAUUUGCUCCACUUCUUUGAUUACAAUACAGGGGAUCAGGAGUAUGUUAUAUGGGGUUUAACCUCUAGAAUCUUGAUAAGGGCUGCAUCGGUGGUAUAUCAACGACCACCUGCUUUCAUUGAAGAUAUACCUAACUUUGAGUACUCCAGAAUGUGAAUACACAAAGGCUACUACUUUAUAUUGAUAGCUGAGUUCUUGCUUGGGGCAUCUUGUGGCAAAUUUCCAUGAAUUUUUUGGGGAGGAAGAUCGUUGGUGAUGUCUCUGUCUGGUCCUUUCCCAGCACACUGCUUGCGUUCUCAAGUUGGAAAUUAUCAAGACGGAAAUUUUGUGCAAGUCUAAAUCAGUUGACCUGAAGACCAAGUGCAGCAUUCUUGGAAGUGUUUCAGCAUGUUUUGUGCCAAUCAACAAAUCUGAACAAUACUAAUUCAACUAAUGAAACAGCAAAGCCUCUGGUGCAGGUGAUAGGAAAGUAAUUUCUGGUUGAUUUGCUUAUUGGAAGGUGGUUUUUAAUUCCAACGAUCUAAGCCAGUUUGAUCUGAUGACAAGGAUACAAUUAAGAUUUGGUUUUCCUAAGGAACCUUUACCACGUAAUCAGUAAGUGUGUGCAGACUAUUCCCCCUGGAGUAUUUCGUCCUUGGUGAAGCGGCAACAUCUGGUUAUCAUUCUUGAUGAAUCAACACGCUGCAUUACUUGUGCAGACCAUUCUCUCUGGAAUAUUUCGUCCUUGGUGAACCUGGCAACAUCUGGUUAUCAUUCUGAUGAAUCAACACGCCGCAUUACUCUCCUUCUUGGAGAAACUGGCAGCAUUUGCGUUGUAGUAGUAAAGAGGUAUAUAUCUGGUUGGAAUGCUUCAAGAAGAGGUCACAUGUUUGAAAAUCUGAAUAAUCUGACCUGAAAGUAAAGCUCGUUUUUAGAGAAUCAAGCAGCAUACUGAGUGGUAUCUGAUGUUAUGUGUUUCGAGUUAUCUCGAGAAGAGCUUCAUUUAGUCCAAAUUGUCAAUCAUCUGACGCCAAGUGGGAUUUGCUGAUGAAAUUCAGUUCUUGCUCUCUGCUUUUAUUGUUGCUUACAACCAUUGCAAUUGACUGAACUAGAAUGAAUAGUGAUCUGAUGGUAGUUGUAUAAUUUACAUCUCGUUCUACCUGUUACUUUGAUCAUGUAGUCAAUCUUGAAAGUCCUAUCUCAUGUCUGAAAGAUGUUUUUUCUUGUCAAAAGGCCUAUAUUAUUGAACAUGGGAUUCUCAUCUUGAUCU